UUCUACUGUUGUUGCAAUUGAGUUGCAAUUGAGUAAAUUGUAGUUUUCUAAACACAUACAAAAUGAGACGGCGUGCUGGAGUCGGAGCUAUCCAAAAACAGCGGCUGGAGGCCGAAAAAUACAAGGACAAAGGGACCGAACUGCAAGAGUCGCAAUUUGAACAGAUGGUCAAGCAGAUGGAGGCGCUAAAGGAAAAUCUAGAAGAAUUCGCUAGCAAACAUAGGAAUGAAAUCAAAAAGAAUCCUAGCUUCCGACGCCAGUUUCAAGAAAUGUGUGCCGCAAUCGGCGUCGAUCCACUAUCGUCGGGGAAAGGUUUCUGGAGCGUUCUUGGCAUGGGUGAUUUCUACUACGAGCUAAGCGUACAGGUGGUGGAAGUAUGCCUGGCCCACAAUCACAUUACAGGAGGUUUGAUGGAUUUGGAAGAACUCAGAAAUCGGCUUGUUGCUGCACGUGGUAAAAGUCAAAUUCACCAGGAGAUCACGAACGAAGACAUCCUAAUAGCAACGAAGAAACUCAAAAUAUUUGGCAACGGAUUUACGGUUUAUUCGGUUGGAAAAUCGCGUCAUAUGGUACAGUCAAUUCCGGGUGAACUGAGCCUCCAGGAAACAGCAGUGUUAACGGCAGCCUCAAACCAAGGUCAAGGAUUUGUGACGGUGGCGUCAUUGGUGAAAGAUCUGGGAUGGACCGAAAUAAGGGCUCAGCAAGCUGUCGAAAAAGUACUCGGCGAAGGAAUGGCGUGGCUGGACGAUCAAGGGCAGGAAAAAUCGUAUUGGUUUCCAAGUUUGUUCUCUGGAAGAUUGGCAACCAAGUCGUGACUGAUUGAAAGCUUUCCGUGCAAUCAUAUGUUUCCUUUCCGGGUGAAUAUUUAAAUUAAAUCAUUUAACUUAGAGAGAGAUCGACCAGGCUUAAAACAAUGUCACGCUUUACUAUAUAUUCGAGCCGAGUGAAUCGCGUAAGUGAAGUAGCUCAACAAAAUUUAAUAAAGGCCAUAUUUGAAAUUUAAUUUCAG
Messenger RNA from Anopheles coustani, 1009 nucleotides. It is a transcript of the gene lsn, whose product is annotated as vacuolar-sorting protein SNF8. The transcript is spliced from 3 exons. Gene Ontology annotation, cellular component: ESCRT II complex. The coding region runs from base 63 to 815 and encodes 250 amino acids. The record is from RefSeq and is a predicted model, not a curated record. Lineage: Eukaryota; Metazoa; Arthropoda; Insecta; Diptera; Culicidae. Gene Ontology annotation, biological process: protein transport to vacuole involved in ubiquitin-dependent protein catabolic process via the multivesicular body sorting pathway.